AUGGCGUUCUUGGCUGGUAGAAAACAUAUUAAAGAUAAGUACAUCCUUGUUCUUCUUGGUCCUAGCGGCAGUGGUAAAACUACCUUUGGCGAGAAUCAACUUGACAGUUGUCUUGCAGACGAAGACGGAGUUAUGUUUUUGUCCACUGGACUUGAACUUCGCAAGCAAAAUGUUAUGAAUGUGUGGCAGGAAGCCGAUAUGACUGUUAUUAAAGACUUCUGCCACAAGUUGAUCAAUGAAACCAUUGCAAAUUUCAAAAGGUCAGAAACACACCAAAUACUAAUUUUGGAUUGUGUCAAAAAUUUAGAAGACGCAUAA
Paramuricea clavata is the source of this 318-nucleotide messenger RNA. The record is from the annotation of a GenBank genome assembly. NCBI's taxonomy places the organism in Eukaryota, Metazoa, Cnidaria, Anthozoa, Malacalcyonacea, Plexauridae.